Molecule: messenger RNA, 5985 nt
Organism: Anopheles funestus (African malaria mosquito)
Lineage: Eukaryota; Metazoa; Arthropoda; Insecta; Diptera; Culicidae
Exons: 5
Coding region: 550-2304 (584 amino acids)
Source: RefSeq, a predicted model, not a curated record
GCCCCAUUUGCACCGUCGUACAUCAUUAUAAUCGACCUGCUGCUGCUGCUGCUACUACUGCUGUUGCUGCUGACUACAGCUACUGCUGUUGCUGCAACUGUUAACUGUGUGGAGGUGGAAUACUGCAACGGCGGAACCUCAUUACUUCUGUUUCGGUGUAUAGUAAUUUACUCACACCCCACCCCAAAACACUAGAGUUGGGUUGAACAAGUGACCGCAAUGCCUUUGACAGUGUGAUUAGUGAAAAUACGGUGAAGUUGUUGCAAAGAAGAUUCUAUUACAUUUUUUUUUUAGAUAGGCAAAAUGUGUUCACAAGUGAAUCAGUGAUAGUUUCCGUGUUGGAAAGAGGUGCUAAAAGGUGUUAUGAAUACCCUGUGAAUUCCGGUUAUAUUAAGUGGUGUUUUGCGUACGGAUUAGGAACAAAUCGUUUCUAUAUCACGUCGAAUCUGCCGACCUUUUGCAUCGUGCAAGAGAUAUUAAUAGGAGUAUAGUACCCUGCAGCGAACUUCGCACCUUUUUGUCUCAAUCAUUUAUGAAAGAGGAUUAUGAAUGUGGACUAAAUCGAUUAAUAUCGAGGUGAUAGUUAUUUGCUUACUUUCGAUCAUACCAUGGCCGGGCCCGAGCGUAUUCAAGAUAUCAUGCUCCCGCGAAAGUUCGCGCGUCGUGCGCAAGAUCGUACACUCGCGCUGGCUGCCCAUACUGGAAAAAUAUCAGGUAAAGCUACCGCUCGAAUGUCCGUUUCAUCCACUGCGCGACAUCUUCGGUCCACAGCAGAGCGCCAAAAAGCAACAUCGACCGAGCCAGUGGACGUGCGGCUUCUGUGGCAAAAGCUUCUUCGAGGAGAAGCAUCUCGAUAUGCACUUUGAGAACCGGCACCGGACAAACAUCAACACGGCGGAGGAUGCCGUCUGCCUGGCGGACUACUGUGACAUGAUGCGGUGCGAGGUGUUGAUUGCGAAGGAUGCAACCUUGGCAUUUGGUAGCGAUCCGAAUGCCGUCACGACCGACAUUGAGGUGUGGAGUGAAGCGACCGCAUACCGGACGGCUUUGACUACAUCCGGGCCGCGUGAUCUUGCCAAGGUGCCGGAAAGGAAGUCUCUUCUACCAAAGAUGCUGCAAACAAUACGGGACGAUGUGUUUCGGAAUCGGCAACCGCAGCAACAGGGCGUGACCUCGAUGCUUCACGCAAAGGGUGCCACCAACUGCGAUAAGAAUGAUGCCACCAAAACGAAGAGCAGUCGAAAAGGUUCGAAAUCCAGUGGGGACGGUAGAGAAGCUAAUGAUAGUCCGGUAGAAGACGACGAUGAGGACGAGGACGAUGAGGAUGAUGAAGAUGACGAAGACGAAGAGGAGGAAGAGUCGGAGAACGACAGCAAUGCAACGUCACAGUGUGAACAAAAUUUGGUCGACUCCUCGCUACCACCGGUGGAUCGAAAGCAGCAACGUCUCUCGGAGAUGCAGCGCAUGAAGGCCAACUGUAAUGCGGACGAGAUCGGCCACCUGAAGACACGGUGCGAGGUGCUGGUGCGUGACUGUAUCGUCGGUUUACUGGUGCAGCUAUCGCUCGAGGACUUCCGCAGUAUGGAGGAGGAGCUGAACCGUGCGAUCUGCUGGUAUCUGACCUGCGACCGGUACUGGGAGGAUGGACCGCUUGAGCAGCGCCCGUUCCCGUGGGGUCUUGUCUUCGUGCUCGUAAUGGUGCUUUCGAUGGGCGUUUGUCUGUGUUACUAUAUCAUCUGGAUACUGUUCGACAGCGAAGAUUUCAGUCCUGCAGCAGGCAACCAGCUAACGGGUCAUCCAAGCUCGGCGACACACGGUGGCAGUGGCGGCGCUGGCCAUCAUCUGCACCAUGGGCGACACUAUCUACAGCCGGGUUCGGGCUCCGGUAUCUAUCGGUUGCAGGACGGUGGACACUCUGCCGCCAGCCUGAACAAUCUCGGCACGGGUACGAGCGGUAACGAUAUUCAGCACACGCCUCAGAUACACGCAUCACCCGGUACCGGUGGCGGAUCGUCCGGUAUGCUCUACACUACGGCCGACGACGGCUACGGCUAUGCGGCAGGUUCCGCAAGCGGAGCUGCUCGAAUGAUUGCACCGAUUGAUGGGUCGACCGGCACGGUCGGUGCGGGUGGUGGCGGAUCCGCCGUAGCAGCGACCGGAAGCGGCGAUUUUGGCGAGCUGGGACAGAGCGAACACUACAUUUACGUGACGUAUCCACCGGAACUGAAGCGACGGCUGCUGGAAAGGUACGGUAGAGACAUCUAUAUGCAGCUGUUGCGCAAGGAUGUGUACGAUUACUACUAGCUGGUGUUGUUUACUCGUUGUUCCUGUUUACUUUCUUGCUCUUCUAUCUUUUGUCGAUGUACACACACACAUACACCUUUUACACGAUUUAUGUUAUCUUUUCCGUUUUUUGUUUCUCUUCUGAGUGCGUGCGAGUGUUUUCUUCGUAUGUAUGCUCUGGGUGUGAUGUUUUUUUGUUGUCUUUUCGUUUUGUGAUAAGUUAUAGCUUUUCAUUAGAAUUGUUUUCUGCUCCCAUUCGUGCCUACUAUUGUUGUUCUAUUUAAUGCAAUUCAAACUCGUAUUUUGCAUUUCAUUUGUGGAAGCGAGCGGUGAACAUUUUUUUCUAGUAAAGCAUCCUUUUUUAUGCUUCUGAAACACUGCCUCGAGCAAGUGUCGAGGGGAGAGGGUAAAGCAUUUAGCAAAUGAAGAAAACACAGCUUUGGUACAGAAUAGAACAUUUUUAGUCGACAAAUCGGCUUAACUCGUUAUCCUUUCAAUUGUACUGAGGGAUAAAAUUUACCCAACUGUCUUCAAACGAUGAUGCCCACGAAUCGGUAAGAAGACAUACGCAGCAAAAGACCAAACAUCGAUUAUUUCCUUAUCUAAGACCAAUCUAACAUUAGAGACAAGUGACUACUCGGCCGUGGUUUCAUUAUUACACAAGUGUAGAAACGCAGAAUCAAGCUAGAAAGAAGCAAAAAGCAACCGGACACUCCGUUACUGUACAUACAAGAGUGAGACAUUAGACAUUAAGCGGUCCCCUGCCUGUUCCACUGAUCGGACCGGAAUCAUCGACUUCCUUUCUACUUUAAUCUUCAUCAUUUUAGUCCACUUGCUUACGAUAGGUUUUGAUCGGACGUGAUCUUUAUAGAGUAUAGCGCCAUUAAACACUACAGUAUUUUAAUGAAGUAAGAGCGUUUAUAUAGUGCCGUUUAGAAUUUAAUACACUACAAAAACACAGCAACUACAUGCAACAGAAGGCGAAGGAGAAAUUAGGUGUGUAAAAGCGUUACUCCCCUCCUAAGUACCGAAUAGGAUUGUCGUUUCUAUAAGCCGUUCACUUACGGCUUUCUUACGCGUUAGAGAAAUAUCACAAGUACAAACAACACACACACACACUCUUGAUUGAUCCUUCGAAGCUAUUAUAAAGUCAAAUUGUACCAUUGCUAAUUCGGGACAUAUAUAGUAUAAACGAAAUGGUUCAGUAAGUAAUAAAAGAUCCGUGUGUUACACAUUAUGAACAAAUGUUUCUUUUUCUGUAGAACAUUCAACCAUAUCAUCCACACACACACACACACAACAUACAUAUAAUGCUGUAUGCAAAGGAAACAAAAGUUUGCGUAGACUAGUGGAAAUUAGUAUUAAAAAGCUCAUUGGAUAAGGAUUAGAUAAUUGAAACGUGUCCUUGUUGUGAACCAUUCGAUGAAGUACGCGCAUUAAGCACUUAGAGAGUACACACGCAUGGCUUAAACGGCGCAACGACUAAUCGUAACUGCUAUUAUUUUCGUUUUACAUCCAUGUCCCCGGUAUUGUUGUCCCUUGUGUAACUUCUGCUGCUAUCUUUUCCUUUGUUAAUAUACACGCCAACUGCAGCUUGAAGGCUGUGUAGUGUUUGAUGUAAUUUCCAUCUAGUUUAUAGCCCGUUGAUCUCUUUUCUCGUAGGAUAUGUUUGCUGCUUACCUAACGCGUUUAGCCUCUUCUGUCGUGUGUGUGUAUUAACGAUAUCCUUCUUGUUGUGUGUUUAGAUGUGAUGUGUAAUGUUUUCCCGCAAAACAAAAACCGAAAAACACUGCGUGUUUAAUAUAUAAUCUUGUUUUUUUUUUUACUAUCUCCUUGUAUAUUCUAUUAUCUAUCGAUCCUUUUAGUUCCCUUUAGCCGCCACAGCUAGGUUUUGCUCCUCUGCUCGUCCCACUACUACUACCACCUUCGACCGUUCUUCUUCUUCAUCUCUUCAUCACAUCUCAAUAAUAUUAUUGAAACCAUGCUCGUCCUGCAAACAGUACGUGGCGCAUCAAAAAAAGCACACGCAAAAAGCUUUGCGCGCCGCAAACAUUUCUGCGCAAACGAACUCGUGUUUUUCUCAUACGUUUGUUUUCUUCUUUUUUUUCCUUUCUUUCUCCAUUUUUGCUCUUCUUUUUUCAUCGUCUUACUUUCUUUCUCUCUUUCUCUUUAGCUGCUACAAUAGAACGACACGGCUAUGAAGUUUUAGAUGAAAUUGAAUCUGAGAUUAAGUAAAUAUAUAAAUAGAAAUAUAGUGAAAGUAAUAAAUGGCGUGUGAACGAACUAGGAUGAAUUACACCAGUAAGAGGAAGGACAAUGAUGUGCAAAACCGAAUUCGAGAGAGAAAAAUGGGGCGCGAAGCAAGAAUUGGUAAUUAUGAUAAAAAGAAAAGCUAGACAAAUCUUACUAUUUCGGGUACUUUAGUGGGCCGAGGGAUGAACAUGGACAAGAGAGAGAGAGAAAAGGGAGAGAAGCAGAAUAAUAAGGGAAGAUUGUGCAAAGAGAAUACUAAUUUAACUAGUGAAAUGAAGCAAACAUUAACAAAAAAGCAUUAUACCCACGUGGAAGAGCAAUGCAAGAUUUAGGAGAAUUUAAUGUAAAGAAUGAUAAUGUAAUUAAACACGAAACGAUAAUCUAAUGCUAACGCGCAAUUCACGCGCGUUCCUGUGCUGCACGAGAAACUGUGUAACGAGAAGAGAAAAAAGUAUUGACCAUUCAUCCUUGUUGUGUUCUCAGUUCGUUCCGUUUGUCCGCACUAGAGUAGAGAUCCAAAAUUUUAAUUAUUUUAGUCUUGUGAUGCAAUCGAUUCUUCUGCACCUAUCUUUUACACGUGCGAAGGUAUAGGAGCAGAAUGCUUCAUAUUAUUUAGAGCAUGAGUAACAAUGCGUUGAAUGUUGUACAUCAGCUAAUUGAAUACACCAAUACGUGAAGAACAGAGAAAGGACAAAAACAAGACUGACACUACAUGUUGUGUAUAUCCUUGUGCCCGGUUUUGAGAGAGAAUAAUCCUAGAGAUUUAUGGAUAUAGAAUGAUACACCAGUUCCGAAUGAAUGAAACACAUUGGAUGUACAGCUCACGUAUUUUUUGCUUGUGCUAAAGCUAGAUAGAAAUUUCCCUUGCUAAGUUUAUAGAAAAUUCUGUUCCGAUUUUAGUGUUAAUUUGCUCCAUAGUUUAUUUAUGUUACUAGACAUAAUGCGUCACGUACGUGUUCCCCGUUGUUUCGACAGCUAACGAAUGGCUAAUUUCUGAAAUAUAUACGUUGGAACCACAUCACACGCUACGAUGGCAAGUACUAGUACAUUUUUACCAAAAACUCAUGUAGUUAGUAGCUUUUAUGACUGAGAUUCAACCCGAAUUGAUCCGCAGGAGCUUUAACCAUUUUCGAUACAACUCAUCGCUCUCUGUCCCCCAAACACACAGUAGCAACAGCAGUGUUCGCGCACACCGCAUAGCCGAUUUCUAAACUUAUGUAAACGGGGGAGAAGAGAAAAAGCGCAUUGCCUCGUCCGUUUCCUAAUUUUCUUUUCUUAAACCCCGGGCCAUAUACCUUCAGCUCUAAUGCUACCAACAAACAAAGCCCCAUUAAGGACCGAUUUUUAUCCGAUUGCUCUCUUUUUCUAUUGUCUUUUAUACCUACUUCAUAGUACAAAUAAAUAAAUCGAACGAAAGUUUCUCAUGGGCGUCUCUCGAAUGGAACCAAA